Molecule: messenger RNA, 5798 nt
Organism: Bombina bombina (fire-bellied toad)
Lineage: Eukaryota; Metazoa; Chordata; Amphibia; Anura; Bombinatoridae
Gene: GLB1L2
Product: galactosidase beta 1 like 2
Exons: 19
Coding region: 42-1931 (629 amino acids)
Biological process (GO): carbohydrate metabolic process
Cellular component (GO): vacuole
Molecular function (GO): beta-galactosidase activity
Source: RefSeq, a predicted model, not a curated record
ACUCAGGCAGCCCGGCAGGCUGUGUGACAGCACCGGGAGGGAUGAGGCGAGUUCAGCGCCGGAGAUUGUCCGUGCUCUGCCUGCUGCUACUGGGAGCUGUCAUAGUGAUAAGAUACUGUUCCUACAUUCCCUUGAUGAUGUGGGACAGAGAACCUGCACUGAAAACGGAAAAUUCCCAGUUCUUGUUAGAAGAGGCGCCCUUCAGGAUCCUAGGAGGCUCCAUGCACUAUUUUCGAGUACCUCGUGACCAGUGGAAGGAUCGCAUGUUGAAGAUGAAGGCAUGCGGUUUAAAUACACUUACUACCUACGUAGCCUGGAAUUUGCAUGAACCAGCAAGGGGGAAGUUUGAUUUCUCUGGAAACCUAGACCUUGGGGCUUUUCUUUCUACGGCAGCUAAUGUGGGACUGUGGGUUAUAUUGCGCCCAGGGCCAUACAUAUGUGCGGAGUGGGACCUAGGAGGGUUACCAAGCUGGUUACUUCAAGACAAAAACAUGGAGCUAAGAACAACUUAUAAAGGCUUUUCCGAAGCAACAGAGGCCUAUUUUAAUGUACUGAUUCCGAAGGUUUCCAGGUAUCAGUAUUCAAAGGGUGGCCCAAUCAUAGCCGUGCAGGUGGAAAAUGAAUAUGGUUCAUAUGCCAAGGACCCAAACUAUAUGGAAUUUAUAAAGACGGCUCUUGUUCAUAGAGGGAUUGUGGAACUGUUAUUGACUUCAGACAACAAAGACGGAAUCAGCUCUGGCAGUGUAGAAGGAGUAUUAGCAACCAUAAACUUCCAGAAGAUUGAACCUGUGCUAUUUACCUACUUGGACUCCAUUCAGAACAAGAAGCCAGUAAUGGUCAUGGAGUACUGGACUGGCUGGUUUGAUCACUGGGGAGGGGACCACCAUGCAUUUGAUGCAGAUCAGAUGAUUUCUACCAUUUCAAAAGUGCUGGAGAAAGGGGCUUCCAUUAAUCUUUAUAUGUUUCACGGCGGCACCAACUUUGGCUUCAUGAACGGAGCUUUGCAUUUCCAUGAGUACCGUGCUGAUGUUACCAGCUAUGACUAUGAUGCGCUGCUCACAGAGGCCGGUGAUUACACUCCAAAAUACUUUAAGCUUCAAAAGCUGCUGAGCAAAUUUUACGUUGAUCCACUUCCACCUCCACCUGCCCUGUCUCCAAAGGCCUUGUAUGGGGCUGUGAAGAUCAUACGCUGUAUAUCUUUUUUGUCUGUUUUGACGUUUUCAGAAAAGCCGUUAAAGUCAGAGGACCCUGUAAAUAUGGAAAACCUCCCAGUGAAUAAUGGGAAUGGCCAGUCCUACGGUUAUACUUUAUAUGAGUCAAUCAUAUAUGGAGGUGGAAAAUUCGACUCCAAGGGGAAUGUUCGCGAUAGAGCUCAGAUUUUUGUGGGGACCCAGUCUGUUGGCACUGUGGAUUAUAAAAACCAUGAGCUGCAAAUUCCCGAAGUCCCAGGUUACAGAAAACUGAGAAUACUGGUUGAGAACUGCGGACGUGUCAACUAUGGACCCAAAAUAAAUGACCAACGUAAAGGUCUUGUUGGCGAUGUGUAUCUUAGAGAUGUGGCACUGAAGAACUUUAGGAUACAAAGUUUUGAUAUGAAUGCUUCCUUUAUAGACAGCCUGUAUUCUGUGCCCUGGAUGGAGCCUACAGAAGAGAAGAAAGGACCUGUUUUCUGUAGAGCCGUCUUAGACACUGGUUCUUCACCCAUGGAUACUUUCCUUAAUAUGAGGGGCUGGAAGAAAGGGGUUGUAUUUGUGAAUAGGAAAAACUUGGGAAGAUAUUGGGAUAUUGGACCACAGGAGACUUUGUUUUUACCUGGAAGCUGGUUAUAUUCAGGGAAGAACGAAAUUGUUAUAUUUGAAGAAUAUGAGCCUGGUUCUACACUAUACUUUGCAGACACUCCGUCUCUUGGAAGAACACAAUUUGUAGAUUAGUUACUCUAGUGUGAAAUCUCUGGAGAGACUAAUGUGGUUUUGGGAACGGACAUUCAUGCAGCCCUUUUCAUCCAAGAAAACAGAGACUCUGGCAUUCAUGUGGUUUGAACCAAUGUCACUGAAGGAACUUGAGCCUUUAGCCCGUGCCCUACUCUGCUUAGCUAUACUACUGCUGAGCAGUCUAAGGCAAGGGGUUAAAGCUCCAGUCUGUUUGGUAGGGGGGGGGGGGGUGACGAUAACAAAGCUCCAGUACUGUACACUGAUUGGUGGUAGAGUGGUUGAGCAGUUUAAGGUGCUGGAUUCAGGUUCUAGUCUAUUUGGAGAUUUGAACCCCACUGCUGCCAAAGGCUCUGUCCCUUUCAUCACAUCCAAGUAAGUGUGACUUGAGGACAAAGGUCUAAUUAUAUAUCUACUUUCACUAUGUGAAAGAGGAAGACUUGACAUUAAAGCCAAAGCCCCCUAAAAUGGAAAGAACUCAAAAAUACACAGAGGGGGUAGAAUUUUAGUGUAGCUCACUAACUACAUGAGGGGCUGGAUUACUAUUUUUUUAUAGACAUGAUGAUUGUACAGUUAAUAGUCUACUACUAGGGAUUUAGCUUUGCUAAAGCUUCACUCCCCUAACUUAAACUUAAUUAACUCAAAAGGAGCUUUACAUGGUCAAGCAUUUAAGAUUUAGCAGAAAGCAAAGCGAAGAUCACAGCCCAUACUGUACCUUGGCCUGUUUCACUGAGAUUCCUCAUGUAUCUGGCCCUUCCACUGUGACCUCUUGAUAUUUUCAGACGUCUAUUUCAGGUACAAGAGCUCCUGCUCUAACUGCGCACUUAAGUUACCAGUACUUUUGCAUUUUUUAUCACAGAAGCACAAUAUUAUAUAAUUACAGUUAUUCUUACAGCAGAGUUAUAGUAUAGGAUGUGCAAGAAUCGUGAAUUGUUCCUCUCCUGGAAUUAUGCUGAUUAUAUUUAAACAUAAGCACCCACAGAUCACCAAUGCCGAUGACCACCAUUUUUAAAACAAUUAGCAGCACGCAUGUGCAGCAAACAGCCCUCUCUUGUGCGUAUGUUGACACUAAUAUUAUUAUGCUUGGAGUAUUUUAUAUUUUACAAUUCUGAGGGUGCUCAUGAUGCCUUUUAUGAUAGUGAGCUGCAGUGCAUUGUGGUUGUUUGAGAUUGUUGGAUCUUUGACAGUGAUCCAUUACAACUUGCACUAAUUAUGGGGAGUGUUGGGUACCUUUAUACAUUAUUUGUUUUUAUAUUUGUAUCUAUAUUUAUAGGGAUUUUCUCUCUUUUGUAUUGUCUCUAGCAGACUUCAUGUGCCUGUGUUUUAGUGGCCUGUAUUGACAAACGCUAGAGAGUCCAGUCAGUGGGAUGUAAGGUACCGUUAUUUUGUGGUUCUCUCCGUAGUCACUUAGGACCUGAUGGUCAAAACUCGCUGGAAUGGAGAGAAAUGGCACAAUAUUUGUAGGGGCUUUUUUUUUAGCAUUAUUGUGUAAUUUAGGUGUUGCCCCUUCAUAUCCAGAACCUGCAUAGCGAGAAAAGCAACUUGCAGGGUACAAUUUGCCUUUAUACAAUUAUUUGAGGGACCUCGCAAUGCUGAUGAGACUUGUUAGAUCACAAGAGCGGGGAGCUUUAGAACAUCGGGCCCUAAGAAAGAAAAAAAAGUGCAAAUUUCAUAACCUAGAAAUCCUGCAAAUCAAAUAGCUGGUUUAGACAAUUUGCAGCAUUAUGACAACCAAGGUUACUGAAUUUGCUUUUAGGCCUUAGUAGGGAGCAUGGGACCAAUCACACUCUGUACACUAGAGGCAAUUAAUUAUCCCUUUGUUUUCUAAGUUAUUUAAGCCAAUCAGAAUAGCUGCUGUUUGAAUUAGUUAAAGGGACAGUCAGCACCUUGUAAUUACAGCAUUUUUCUUCAGUCUUCCAGUCACUUCACAUAUCAGCAGAGUCUGAAGUAUAUUAUAACAGUUUGCACUUUCAUUGGAAACCUGCUGUAAAUUGUCCCUUAACGGCUUCUAAUACUUUCUAUGGGACUCAAAUUUAUCUUCAGCAUCUUGACCCCGACUGCCAAUAGUGUGGUAUAAAGUGCCAUCGGAAGCAGUCGAUACCCAAAAUUGCUACACACAGCAUAUUUAAUGGUUUGUGACCUAGCGAAAAUUACACAGUAAAGUUUCCCUAUCCAGCGAGCUCCAUUAAUUUCAAUAGGAGACAUCUCGCCACUCGCAGGGGCUGCCAUUUUUACAAUAAUUCCACCAGGGCAGCCCCUCCGAGGGUCGGGGGGAAAACACAUCUGAUCUGGUUUAGAUAAUUGGCCCCUUAAUGAGGUCUUGGUUAAACUACUUUGCUUUGCGUGUUCUAACGGAGAGGGCUUUAGAGAAUAUGGAGAAAUCUCUAGUAACUAGCUCACCUGUCUCUCUAGGGCAGGGGUCAGCAACUGUGGCACCCCAGAUGUUUUGGAACUACAUUUCCCAUGAUACUCAGCCAGCCUAAAGAGUUUCUGAGCAUCAUGGGACAUGUAGUCCCAAAACAUCUGGGGUGCCAAGGUUGCUGACCCCUGCUCUAGGGGUUUGUUGUUCUGCUGCACUGAAUCUCCCUUUGUAAAUGGGAAUUAGGGCCAUACUCUGGGUUUGAGAUAUUUGUAUGUUUUUAAAAUGUGAAAUCUUAUUUAGUAAUGAAGUUUACAUUGCUGGUGCAAAAAUGUAAUCAUACAACAUUGAGCAGUUUGGCUUGAGUAAUGGGUUUUUGGUUUCUGUUUGUCACCAGAUUUACAAACGUCCUUAUUCAUUUUUAGAAAUGCUUGAAUAUUUUGUCUGGUAUUAGGCAUAACCUUAGCUUAGCAGCUGUUAACGAGAUAAUAUAAAAAAAUGUUUGACUUUACAACCUUUAUCUGUGAUCGAUCCACAAUAGACACACACAUAUAGUUUUUAAUGUGUACUAAACUAAUUAAUUUACAUCUAUGUCAGACUUCUAUGUUUUAGUUAAUAGAUUUUCUUUAUGGUUUUAAACAAUGCAUUUAUAUAUAGUAUUUCAGUAUUUAAUAUAUUAGAUAUUCAUACCUUUUAUUUAUAAAAUAUGACAUUGGAAACUUGUAUGAUUUUGUUGAAUAUGUGUGUACAUGUUUUAAAAGUGUUUCCUCUUUUGUAAUAUACGGUUGAGUCUAUUAAUGACAUCACACGACAAGCCAAAAGGUGUUUAUACACGCAAUGUAAAUGAUGUAUUCUUCCUCUAUCACAGACUCCAAUGGUAGAUGAAAGUGACCUUUUACUGCCGUACUAUGUCGAGUGAAACAUGUAAAUGGGACACUUGCCAUUAUCUUUUACAGCAGUAAUUUUAACUGCUAUUAGCAGGCUCAAAAACACAACCAUAAUGUUUUAAAUAACAUAUUUAUGUAUUACUGUAAAAAAUAUAUGUUGCAGUAUGUUUAUUUCAUGAUUGGUGCCUUCUGAUUCCUCCUUUGCUAAGUCGCCACAAACAAUCUAAUUGCUGCUAUUUAAAACACUAUGGGCUAGAUUACAAGUGGUGUGCUAUUGUUAGCGUGAGAGCAAUGUGUGUUUUUGUGAACGCCACGCUCCAUUAAAGUCUAUGGGGAGAUAUAAGUUUCUACUUUCAAUGAGCAAUUAGUGCACUAACCUGCCUACGUUUAAAGUUUACUUUGAGCGCAGUUAGCAUGCAAGCAAAAAUAAACAAUAGCACACCACUUGUAAUCUUGCCCUCUGCUGCUUUUAAUAAAGGGUUUUAUGUUCUUUAAACAAGAUUUUAGUUUUUUAUGCUGAAGCUUUAAUAUGAUGAUAACUCUAAUUGUAACAAAUAUGUGUAGCAAUAACUUUUUUUUUUAGGAAAAACAACUGUUAUAAAAUAAAUUUUACAUGUUUUGCAA